Molecule: messenger RNA, 1656 nt
Organism: Neoarthrinium moseri
Lineage: Eukaryota; Fungi; Ascomycota; Sordariomycetes; Amphisphaeriales; Apiosporaceae
Exons: 5
Coding region: 1-1656 (551 amino acids)
Biological process (GO): protein folding
Cellular component (GO): chaperonin-containing T-complex
Molecular function (GO): ATP-dependent protein folding chaperone; ATP binding; ATP hydrolysis activity
Source: RefSeq, a predicted model, not a curated record
AUGGCGAUGAAUCUCGACUUGUCCAACGCUGCGGUGAUGAAGGAUGACCAGGGACGGCCCUUCAUCGUGGUCAGAGAUCAGGGCAAGAAGAGGCGCCAAUACGGCAACGAGGCCGUCAAGUCCCAUAUCCUGGCUGCCCGGACCGUCGCCAACAUUGUCAAGACGUCGCUGGGCCCCCGAGGGCUCGACAAGAUCCUCAUCUCCCCCGACGGCGAUAUCACAGUCACCAACGAUGGCGCAACGAUCCUGCAGCAGAUGGAGGUCUCGAACCACGUCGCCAAGCUCCUGGUGGAACUGUCCAAGUCACAAGACGACGAGAUCGGUGACGGCACAACCGGCGUCGUCGUCCUGGCCGGCGCCCUGCUCGAGCAGGCCGCCGAGCUGAUCGACAAGGGCAUCCACCCCAUCCGAAUCGCCGACGGAUACGAUCAGGCUUGUGACAUCGCCGUGGCCGAGCUGGACCGGAUAGCAGACACCAUUGAGUUCAGCCCUGACAGCACAGAGAAUUUGACCAAGGUGGCGCGGACAAGUUUGGGCAGCAAGAUCGUCUCCAAGGCCCACGACCAGUUCGCCAAGAUGGCUGUCGACGCCGUUCUGUCCGUAGCCGACCUGGAGCGGAAAGAUGUCGACUUUGAGCUGAUCAAGGUCGACGGCAAGGUUGGCGGUGCCCUCGAGGACUCCAUCCUGGUCAAGGGUGUUAUUGUCGACAAGGACUUCUCCCACCCCCAGAUGCCGUCCGAGGUCCGGGACGCCAAGAUUGCCAUCCUCACAUGCGCCUUCGAGCCGCCGAAGCCCAAGACCAAGCACAGGCUCGACAUCACAUCGGUCGAGGAGUACAAGAAGCUCCAAACCUACGAGCGCGAGAAGUUUAUCGAGAUGAUCCAGCAGAUCAAGGAGACGGGCGCAAACCUGGCCAUCUGCCAGUGGGGUUUCGAUGACGAGGCCAACCACUUAUUACUACAGAACGACCUGCCCGCCGUGAGAUGGGUUGGUGGCCCCGAGAUCGAGCUGAUCGCUAUCGCCACCAACGGCAGAAUAGUACCGCGAUUCGAGGAUCUGAAGGCCGAGAAGCUCGGUUCCGCUGGAAUCGUCCGCGAGAUGUCUUUCGGCACCACGAGAGAGAAGAUGUUGGUCAUCGAGGAGUGUGCAAACACGAGAGCUGUCACGGCCUUUGUUCGCGGCAGCAACAAGAUGAUCAUCGACGAGGCCAAGAGAUCCCUGCACGAUGCCCUUUGCGUCGUACGAAACUUGGUGCGCGAUAACCGCGUGGUCUACGGUGGCGGUGCCGCCGAGAUUGCGUGCUCGCUCGCCGUCGAAGACGCGGCAGUCAAGACCCCUGGCCUCGAGCAGUACGCCAUGCGCGCGUUCGCCGAGGCCCUCGAUGCCGUCCCCAUGGCCCUGGCUGAGAACAGCGGCAUGAACCCCAUUGCCACCCUGGCCGAGGUCAAGUCGCAACAAGUCAAGGCCGGCCCCGAGGGCAAGGGCAAGCUAGGUGUCGACUGCAUGAACAAGGGGAGCAACGACAUGAAGAAGGCUUUCGUCAUCGACCCCCUCAUCGGAAAGAGGCAGCAGCUCAUGCUGGCCACCCAGCUGUGCCGCAUGGUCCUCAAGGUCAACAACGUCAUUGUGAGCGGAUCGGGCGAGGAGGACUAUUAG